Molecule: messenger RNA, 749 nt
Organism: Paramecium pentaurelia
Lineage: Eukaryota; Ciliophora; Oligohymenophorea; Peniculida; Parameciidae
Source: the annotation of a GenBank genome assembly
UAAUAAUGCAAUCCAACUUUACCCAAAUUGUGCUAGUGCCUAUAUUAAAAGAGGUGAAUUAUAAUACACUGAAUAUAAUAGGCAUUAUAUAUAAGGAUAUUGGUGACCAUGAUAAAGCAUUAAAAAAAAAACUAUAAUAAUGCAAUCCAACUUGACCCAAAUGAUGCUAGUGCCUAUAUUAAAAGAGGUGAAUUAUAAUACACUAAAUAUAAUAGGCAUUAUAUAUAAGGAUAUUGGUGACCAUGAUAAAGCAUUAAGUGACUAUAAUCAAGCAAUCCAACUUGAUCCAAAAGAAGCAAGAGCCUAUUAUAACAGAGGUGAAAAUUAUUACACUCAAUAUAUUAGGCAAUUUAUAUCAAGAUAUUGGUGACCAAGACUAAGCAUUAAAUGACUAUAAUCAAGCAAUCCAACUUGAUCCAAAAGAUGCAACAGCCUAUUCUAACAGAGGUGGAUAUUAUUACACUCAAUAUUUUAGGCAAUUUAUAUUACAAUAUUGGUGACCAAGAUUAAGCAUUAAAUGACUAUAAUCAAGCAAUCCAAUUAGAUCCAAAUUUUGACCAUGCCUUUUAUGGAAAAGGUUUUAUCUCUAACUUAGCAUUUUAGGUCUUAUCUUAUAAGAUUUACAAUAAUUUGAGGAAGCAAUAAUUUGCUUUGAUAAAGCCAUUUCUCUUGAUACAAAUCUGAUUAAUGCUUAUUAUAACAAAGGUUAAAUGUUUAUUAUCUUUUAGCAGUUUCAUUAUCAAAAUUGA